Molecule: messenger RNA, 372 nt
Organism: Cantharellus anzutake
Lineage: Eukaryota; Fungi; Basidiomycota; Agaricomycetes; Cantharellales; Hydnaceae
Exons: 1
Source: RefSeq, a predicted model, not a curated record
UGGACCCUGACGCAUUCAUACUUUGUCGUCAUAGAUGGUUUCCGAGUCGACUCGGGACUGGAAUUGCCGGUGGAUGACUUGCAGAAAUAUCCUGCCAUAAUUGAGAAGACGGGGAAUACUAGGAAGGCCGCAAUAACAAAGAAACAAAUUCUUGACAGAAGCAAAGGGGACCCAUUUUCCAAAUUUAUCAUUGUCGUUCAGCUGCUAUGGUUUAUCACUCAAUACGUCGGACGGUGGGCAAGCCAUUUACAAAGAUCGCAACUGGAGACAAUGACGCUCGCGUACGCGGCAUUAUGCGUCUUUCUUUAUGUGUUGUGGUGGCAUAAACCCGUUAACAUUCAAUUCCCAAUCUAUGUGAUGGAAGAGUCCCCU